Messenger RNA from Ochotona curzoniae (black-lipped pika), 1086 nucleotides. Its product is annotated as alpha-S2-casein-like. Gene Ontology annotation, molecular function: protein homodimerization activity; zymogen binding. NCBI's taxonomy places the organism in Eukaryota, Metazoa, Chordata, Mammalia, Lagomorpha, Ochotonidae. The coding region runs from base 113 to 784 and encodes 223 amino acids. The transcript is spliced from 18 exons. The record is from RefSeq and is a predicted model, not a curated record. Gene Ontology annotation, cellular component: extracellular region.
GGGAGGAACAAGGUUUAAAUAGUGCUGCAAUAAAUGCUUUCAAGUCUCCAUCUGCCUGGACAGCUUGUCUUCUACUUGAGAAACAAGACCUGUUUUACAGAACUCAGUGAACAUGAAGUGCUUCAUCUUUGCCUGCCUCCUGGCUGUUGCUCUUGCAAAGCCUAAUAUGGAGCAAUAUUUUUCCAGUGAGGAAACUCUUGCCAUCUCCCAAGAACAAUUUAAGCAAGACAAAAAUGUGGUCGAGUUUCCCACUGAGGAGAACAUUUGCACCACAUCCUGUGAGGAACCCAUAAAGAGUACCAGGAAAAUGGUAAAUGCCGAAGUUCCCAAAGAGAUGAAAUACAAUGAAUUUUAUCAGAAGCUGGACUUGCUCCAAUAUCUCCAGGCUCUUUACCAAUAUCCGAUGGUUAUGAACCCGUGGACUCAACCUGAGAUGAGGACCCUUAUUCCCACCAUGGACAGAGAACAACUCUCCAACAGUGAGGAAUUUGUCAUUUUUCCUCAGAGACAAUACGAGCAGGAAAUGGAUGUGGUCAUGCAAACCAGUGAGGAAAUCCCAGAGACAACUGCUGAUAUGGAAUCAACUGAAGUAUUCACUCAGAAAACUGAGAUGACUGCAGAAGAAAAGAAUUUGCUAAAAUAUCUGGACCAAAUGAACCAAUACUAUCAAUUUACUCUUCCCCAAUAUCUACAAGAUGUUCGUCAUUUUCAGAAAACCAUGACCCCAUGGAAUUAUUUCAGGAAAAUUGCGUACCAAAGUGUCCCCACUCUGAGAUACCUUUAAGACGCUUGAAAUAAUAGGUUCUACUUUAUUUUGGUUUGAAAAGAAAAUCAAUCUUCUACAGUUCUCUUCUCUCCUGUAUCGCUUUAUGGCACCAGCAUGCAUGGACAGGUUGGCUGCUAAGACAGGAAGCAUUGAGCCAAAGAAAGAUUCUUCAGAAAGUGUUGUGGCUUGCUUAUACCCUCCCUGUUAAAAUCGCAUUAAACAUGCUGGGUCUGUCUGGGGUUUCGUGUGAACUGGGUUUGCCAUCAUCACUCUUUCUGUAUAAUGAAACAUGUUUCUUUUCCCAAGAAAGUAAAAUUUCA